GACGUCACACGGCACGGCCGGGCGCUGGCAGGCGGAGUUUGGCUGCGCGGGGUUUAGCGGCUCUGUGGCUGCGCGACUGCGCGCGUAGGGUUACGGCUUUGAAAUGCAGCGGGAUUUGGUGAGUUUUCCGCUCUCUCCCGCGGUGCGGGUGAAGCUCGUGUCUGCGGGUUUCCAGACUGCAGAGGAACUACUAGAGGUGAAACCCUCCGAGCUCAGCAAAGAAGUUGGGAUAUCAAAAGAGGAAGCCUUAGAAACUCUGCAAAUUAUAAGAAGAGAAUGUCUCACAAAUAAACCAAGAUAUGCUGGUACAUCUGAGUCAGGCAAGAAGUGUACAGCACUGGAACUUCUUGAGCAAGAGCAUACCCAGGGCUUCAUAAUUACCUUCUGUUCAGAACUAGAUAAUAUUCUUGGGGGUGGAGUACCCUUAAUGAAAACAACAGAAAUUUGUGGUGCACCAGGUGUUGGAAAAACACAAUUAUGUAUUCAGUUGGCAGUAGAUGUGCAGAUACCAGAAUGUUUUGGAGGAGUGGCAGGUGAAGCAGUUUUUAUUGAUACAGAGGGAAGUUUUAUGGUUGAUAGAGUGGUAGACCUUGCCACUGCCUGCAUUCAGCACCUUCAGCUUAUAGCAGGAACACACAUUAGAGAGGAACACCAAAAAGCUUUGGAGGAUUUCACUCUUGAAAAUAUUCUUUCCCAUAUUUAUUAUUUUCGUUGUCAUGACUACACAGCGCUACUGGCACAAGUUUAUCUCCUUCCAGAUUUCCUUUCAGAACACUCCAAGGUUCGAUUGGUGAUAGUGGAUGGUAUUGCUUUUCCUUUUCGUCACGACCUAGAUGACCUAUCUCUCCGUACUCGGUUACUAAAUGGCCUGGCCCAGCAAAUGAUCAGCCUUGCAAAUAAUUACAAAUUAGCUGUAAUUUUAACCAAUCAGAUGACAACAAAGAUUGAUAAAAAUCAGGCCUUGCUGGUUCCUGCUUUAGGGGAAAGUUGGGGACAUGCUGCUACAAUACGGCUUAUCUUUCAUUGGGACCGAAAACAAAGAUGGUAUUUCCAAAGAACUCAGGUUGGCAACGUUAUACAAAUCACCAAGCCAGAAGGAAUCCACAGUACUGUUUCAAAUCACACCUCAGGGAUUCAGAGAUGCUGUUGUUGCUACCGCAUGUUCAUUGGAAACAGAAGGUUCAUUGAAUUCCCGGAAACGGUCACGAGAACCAGAGGAAGAACAAUAAUCCAAAAACUAAUCUCAAAGUAUACAAAUGUAUUUAUGCUGUGAAAUCAAUGUGUAGAAGUAAUAGACUCAUUACUUUAAAACAUAAACACACACAUGACCGAGUCAGGAUUAUA
This is a messenger RNA of Lemur catta (Ring-tailed lemur), 1344 nucleotides long. It is a transcript of the gene RAD51C, whose product is annotated as RAD51 paralog C. Lineage: Eukaryota; Metazoa; Chordata; Mammalia; Primates; Lemuridae. Gene Ontology annotation, biological process: meiotic DNA recombinase assembly; DNA repair; reciprocal meiotic recombination. The transcript has 10 exons. Gene Ontology annotation, cellular component: Rad51C-XRCC3 complex; Rad51B-Rad51C-Rad51D-XRCC2 complex; replication fork. The record is from RefSeq and is a predicted model, not a curated record. Gene Ontology annotation, molecular function: crossover junction DNA endonuclease activity; four-way junction DNA binding; ATP binding. Bases 104 to 1273 code for a protein of 389 amino acids.